AGAAGACCAAUUUAGUUGUAUCUGUGAAAUCUACCACAUCGCAGGUUUGUCUUUCUGAAGAAGUCGCCUCUCGUAGAUAAAUAUUACUUGUAGGUAAGAAAACUUCCAAGGUACACUACUCCAGCUUAAAAAAUGAUAAAACAAAUAUUCUUGUUUGUUUUUGGAUUGACUAUUGUUGUAGCACAGAGGAGAUUAGCAUUGCCAGAUCCACGCAGUUGCUCCAGUAGAAUUCGUCAUGCAUCAUAUCGAGAUGCUCGUGGAGUUACACAUUCUUAUUUUUUCAGUUGGGAACAUGCUCCUACUAAAAGCUUAGAAGUAGAUUGGCUUGAUGCCAGGAACAUUUGUCGUAGACAUUGCAUGGAUGCAGUUAGUUUAGAAACGCCUCAAGAGAACGAGUUCGUCAAGCAAAGAAUAUCAAGAGGAAAUAUAAGAUACAUUUGGACGUCUGGACGAAAAUGUAACUUUAACGGAUGUGACCGUCCAGAUUUGGUACCUGCUAAUGUAAACGGUUGGUUUUGGUCUGGUUCUGGUGCGAAAAUUGGACCAACCACUCAACGUAACUCUGGUGAUUGGAGCCACACAGGAGGAUUUGGGCAAGCACAACCAGAUAACAGGGAAGCACCACAAGGCAAUGAUGAAUCAUGUUUAGCUGUAUUAAAUAACUUUUAUCAAGAUGGAGUGAAGUGGCACGAUGUUGCAUGUCACCAUUUGAAACCAUUUGUAUGCGAAGACAGUGAUGAACUUUUAAACUUUGUACGUUCCCGCAACCAAGGAAUUCGUUUAUAAGAUACUUUGUAAUUUUGUACUUAAGUAAAUUAUGUUAGAAUAUUCAUUAAAGCACGACAACAAAUACUUAUAAAAACCAAUUUACAACAAUAUAUAAAUAUACUACUAAAACCACAAAUUAUAAUACUUAUAGUAUAUAUUAUAUAAGCAGUUUGUAUGCAAUAAAUUAUUUAUUAUCCCAAUUUAGCUAUUUUGUGAGUGAACCUACUUUUAAUUUAAAUUU
Molecule: messenger RNA, 1009 nt
Organism: Diuraphis noxia (Russian wheat aphid)
Lineage: Eukaryota; Metazoa; Arthropoda; Insecta; Hemiptera; Aphididae
Source: RefSeq, a predicted model, not a curated record